Molecule: messenger RNA, 423 nt
Organism: Gordionus sp. m RMFG-2023
Lineage: Eukaryota; Metazoa; Nematomorpha; Gordioida; Chordodea; Parachordodidae
Exons: 2
Coding region: 1-423 (140 amino acids)
Source: RefSeq, a predicted model, not a curated record
AUGACGGGAAGAGCGGAAGAAGUGGUCGAUGCAUUGCAUAGAAGGCAUAUAGAUGUGUGUUGCAUACAAAAGACCAGAUGGAAAGGUAAUGGCGCAAGAACGAUUGACAAGACAAGUGAAAAGUAUAAAUUCUUAUGGCAAGGAAGUAAUGAUGGUAAGGCUGGAGUUGGGAUAUUGAGAGUUUGUGCCAAGGCUGAAGGUCUGGAAAUUGAAGGAGGAGAAUGCUGGACGUCAAUUCAUUAUGACAUUGGCGAUAAGGGAGGUGGAGGUGGCACAAACAUCGUAAAUGACAAGUGGGAAGUCAUAAAGAAAACCUGGGUGAUGACAACUAAGGAAGUAUGUGGAUGGACAAAAGGACCGCCUAGACAUAAGGGGACAUGGUGGUGGAAUCCGAAGAUAGCGAAAGCUAUGGAUGAGAAAUGA